Molecule: messenger RNA, 3137 nt
Organism: Photinus pyralis (common eastern firefly)
Lineage: Eukaryota; Metazoa; Arthropoda; Insecta; Coleoptera; Lampyridae
Product: golgin subfamily A member 2-like
Exons: 4
Coding region: 139-3045 (968 amino acids)
Biological process (GO): Golgi organization
Cellular component (GO): Golgi cisterna membrane; Golgi apparatus; cis-Golgi network
Source: RefSeq, a predicted model, not a curated record
UAAUGGUCUUUGUAGAUGUGGAGCAAAAAAAGAUAUUUCAAUCUAUGAUGUGGGGUUGUGGUGGAAUAGUGUGCUGCGCAAGUUGCGGACUCUGGUGGAAUUGAAAGAAAUUGAUGUCCGCAAUCUAAAAACAAAAAAAUGGCGGACGCUACAAAAUCACAAAAGUUAGCAGCUGCUAAGAAAAAGCUCAAGGAGUAUCAACAAAAAAGUAAAAAACCAGAAACAGGUGAAGAAAAUUUACAUACAAACGAUGCCUUAAGUAAUUCAACGCAUAGUUCCAUUAACGGUGGUUUUGAUAUCGUGCCUUUAGAAACUGUAUCUACUAAUAUUGGAGACACCAACCAAAGGUCUCCUUUUCAAAAUUACUUUAAUCCAGAGAGACAAAAUGUGGUCACCGAGCAAAAAGACUUUUUUGAUUCGUUAUCGUUUCAAACAAAUACAAACCAUCCACCUAUAAGUAACGUUCAAGAUUCUCAUAUAAAUGCCAUUUUUAAUGAAAAGCAUAGUGAUCCUGGUUCUUUGGAAUAUCCCGAACUUACAGAAAGUAAGCCGUAUGGAGUAUAUACGGAAAAGCCUGUGGACCAUCCAUUUGUGUCUUUUGAAGAUGCGAGAAAGUUAUCCGACUACAUGACUGAUGCAACAAAUGGAGUUGAGGAGAUUGUUCCGGCGGAAAAAUCACUUGUAAACUCAAAUAUAGAAAGUCUGAGGCAGUUGUCCUCUGAAAUUAACGAACUGAUCAAGGUUGAACCAGAUACGCACGACGACUCUGAUCUGGAAAGGAGGAACGUUGAACUGGCCAGAUUAUUGGAUCAAGAAUGUUUGGUCUCGCAUACGGCACGUAAUCAACUUCGCGAAUCUCAAAGUCAGGUGGAGCAGUUGCAAUGCGAAUGUCAACAGAUCAAGACCGACUACGAACACAGGUUGAAUCGUGAGGUCGGGCCUUUACAAGAGCAACUACAGUGCCACGCUCAGACCGUCGGAAUACUUAUAGCCGAAAAGACCGAACUGUCGAGUGCGCUCUCGCAGGCGCAAUUUUUAGCGAAACAGAAGGUUAGCGAGUGCGAGGAGCUGCAGGGGCGUUUGAAGACUUCGAGGUCGCGCGUUGCCGAUUUGGAGAGGGAUUUGCAAAUGCUCAAGGCGGAAAAGCAGAAGUACGAGUCGGGAAAUGUUUACGAGGAGGAAAUUCAAAAGUGGAAAAGGGAUUAUGAAGAUCUAACUGGUCGUUACGAAGAAGUUUCUCAAGAUUUCUUAGAAACAAAAGAAAAACUUAACCUAAAAAACAAAGAAAACCUAGAUCUCCAAAGGGAGGUGCAAGAUGCCAAGCAUCAUCUAUCUCUUGCCAAGGUAAAAAUUGAACAAAUAACAACCGGAGGAAAUUUGCUAGCGGAAUCGCAAGUUGAAGCCCUAACCCAACAAAAGAUCAUGUUAGAGAAACAAGUUUUGGAAUUUAGUCAGGCGCUAAAGGCGACCACCGAAGAAAGGGACCAGGCGAGUGUGCAAUACCAACACUACGUGCAACAGUUAAACGGUCAAAUUACUUCCCUAGCUCAAAAAUUGGAAAAUCUAACUACGGAAAAUGAAUCAUUGAAUAAGCGCGAGUCCAAUUUCGUCCACCACAUCAGCGAAUUGGAAAAACAUCUGCAAAAGUUACAAGAGGACCAAUUAAAUGCGGCAAACAGUUGUAGCGCGACUUCGGACGUUAGGAAGGAGUUGGAAGCUGUAACAGAAACUCUUCAAAGUCUCCAAAUUGACCGAGAUAAGUUGGAAGAAUGUUACAAUGAUGUUGUGAGCGAACGGGACGAACUGCUACGCGAUUCGGAGUAUAAGAAAGAGUGCAUUGAAAAGUUGGAAUCGCAAAUGGAAAAUUUACAAUCUGAUCAGCCCGACAAUGCCAAGUUACUGCAUGCUAUUGAAAGUGAUAAGAUUGCUGCAUCGAGAGCUGUGGAGCAGAAUACACAACUGAAGCAACAGUUAGAGGAGAUGCAACAAGCAUUUGUUAGAAUGAGUAACGACAAACUUGACUUAACCGAGCGACUAACUAGCGAAGAAUAUCACAAUAAAGAAUUACACGAAAAAUUAACACACACCGAACAUCAGUUGCAUACGUUAUCCGAAGCCAUUGCAAUUAAAGACGGUGAACUUACUCACAUGCGUGAUACGUUAGCUCUCCAAAAUAAGCAAAUAUUGCAGCACGACCAAUUAAACGAUAGGCUGCGACACUAUGAAGCACAAGAUGGUAGCAGCAACGCUCUUCAAAAUGAACUGCAGCAGGCCCAACACCUAAUAGAACACCUAUCAAAAGAAAAUCAAACGUUAAGGGAAGAAGCCAGUAAAAUAACGGAUUCGAUUCAGGAUCAGCUACGAUCCGAAAGGCUGCAACUUUUGUCACAGUCGAAUCCUGAUAUCUUGAAUAUCGAGGUGGGCAGUCAAACCGUGAGUGACGUCGAUGACAGCAAAAGCGUAGAUCUAAGCACGUUAGAUAAGGAAGCGGCGAUGAAGCAUUUGGAGGAUAAAUUCACCCGAACAAUGGCGGACAUCGCAAAUUUAACCGAAGAGAAGCAACGUCUCGAACAUAUCGUAAUGCAGCUGCAGGACGAAACGGAAACCAUCGGGGAAUAUAUCGCGUUAUACCAACAUCAACGGGGCAUUCUGCAGCAACGCACACAAGAAAAGGACGACCAAUUGAAACGGUUGGCUUACGAUCGCGAGACCGUCAAGCGAAAACUGGACGCCCUCAACGAACUAGUCAAGAGGUUGAUGCUGGAAAAGGGCGCGCUGUCGCCCGAAUUUUUAGAGCACCACAAGAUGGCGAUGGAAAAGCAGGAGUUGUGCACGGAACACGCCAAGAUACACGAAGAUAUGCAUAAAAUUCCCGAGCACAAUGUGAAUUGUGAAAAUAAUAAUUUGCAACAGAACACGGGAAUGGCGGAGGAGAUUAUUGCACUUUUAGCCGAUAUAAAAACGAGUAAUUUAAUUCAGCCCAAAGAAUCUUUGGAAAAUUUCCAUCCGUGCGCUUGGUGUUCUGGUCAACUUAUAACGGUGUAAUAAUGUAGUUAAUUAUAUAUCUUGUUAAAUUUCCUUGUAUAUAUGUAUUUAAAUAUUAUGCUUUUAUUAAAAUAUGAAGAUUUGGAUAUUUA